AUGAGGGAUGAGGCUGAUCGGAGAAGAGCUGCACCGGCGGAUACAUCCCUGGUAGUCGAUAUUGAGAUGUUGCCGAUAGAGGCAAUCCUUCCCUCUCAGGCCAAUGAGCCUACAGAGGCCGUUGUGCCUGGGUUGAUUGAGCGAGUGAUUAUUGAUGCCUUGGCCCCAAUUAGGGCUGAGUUAAGAGAGAACAUAGAGUUGAUAGAUACCCACAAAUUUGCACUUGAUGUCCUUACUGUGAGGGUAGAGGUUUGUGAGCAGGGACAUAGUACUUCUAAAGAUGUGACGGCCUUGAAAGCCGAUAUUGUUGAGCUACAGAGAGAUGUGGAUGAGCUGAAAUCCACCAAUCUAUCUAUGUUGUUUGGCACAAUAGAGAUCCACGAGGUCCCGAGUGCAGAUUUCCCAGCCAUUUCUGAGAUUCCUCCGGCUACUACAACCAGAGAUGUUGCUAUGGAUGAGGUUGAUGUUGGGUCUGAGGCUGAGACCAAUGAAGAGGAGAUGGGUAUUCGAGAUGCAACAACAUAUGAUGACUUAGAGGAUCUUGAGGGAGGCAAAAGAGCAAGGCAAGAACAUUACCAGGCAAAAAAAGGAGCAGAACAGAUGAAAAAGGCUGAAGAUAAUGACAGUUGA
Molecule: messenger RNA, 630 nt
Organism: Solanum stenotomum
Lineage: Eukaryota; Viridiplantae; Streptophyta; Magnoliopsida; Solanales; Solanaceae
Exons: 3
Coding region: 1-630 (209 amino acids)
Source: RefSeq, a predicted model, not a curated record